AUUCUCAAAAAAGACGACCAGAAUUCAAUUAAUAACUCAAGCGUUAUGCCAUUACUAGAAUCCACGUCCUCCGAGCCUAAACAAGUCCAAAAUCACAAAAAUCAAAUUGUACCCAAAUUCCCCCCAAUAGUCGAUAUGAUCGAGCCUAUCUCUAAAAAUUCUCGCGAGAACGAGCUCCAUUUGCAAAUGACUAUUGUAUCUUCUAUGACGUCACAGAGUUAUGAGUCUGCUGACGAAAUAAUCGAGUACCGUCGAAUAGCUAAAGAAGCUUUAGAGAAACCUUUACGUCGAAAAAAACAUAGUUUGAAAGAGCUUAAUGUAAAGAUGUUCAACUUCUCACAUUUUGAAGAGCUCAAACAUGUUGGAAGCGGAGGAUACGCAAAUGUAUAUUCUGCUAAGCUCAAUGGACAACGAUAUGCACUAAAGAGUCUGAGGAAUACACUGCGAUUAGAACAUAAAGAAGCUAUAUCAUUCAUUCAUGAG
This is a messenger RNA of Dentiscutata erythropus, 483 nucleotides long. The record is from the annotation of a GenBank genome assembly. Lineage: Eukaryota; Fungi; Glomeromycota; Glomeromycetes; Diversisporales; Gigasporaceae.